Molecule: messenger RNA, 806 nt
Organism: Odontomachus brunneus
Lineage: Eukaryota; Metazoa; Arthropoda; Insecta; Hymenoptera; Formicidae
Gene: ytr
Product: U4/U6.U5 small nuclear ribonucleoprotein 27 kDa protein
Exons: 4
Coding region: 164-619 (151 amino acids)
Biological process (GO): RNA splicing
Cellular component (GO): precatalytic spliceosome
Source: RefSeq, a predicted model, not a curated record
GUCAAAGACUCGAAUGACGUUUCCGAACACAGCCUUGGUUGGAACGUAGCUUUGCGCGUUUCUAGUUUAUAAACGAAAAUUGAAGAUCAGGUUAGCAAACCUGUAACGAAGAAGGGCGAAAAACAGAGUUUCUAAUUUGCUUGGUUUGCUGUGUAAUGUGAGAAUGGGUCGAAGUCGAACACCAUCGCCAGGAAGGCGAAGAGACCGGUCACGGGAACGAGAACGCGAUAGAGAUCGACGAAGAAGACGAUCGCGAGAGAGAAGACGAAGAUCAGUAGAACGAGACAGAGUGAAGUCAAGGGACAGAGAACGAGAACGUGAACGAGACAGGCAUAGGAGAUCAUACACCAGAUCCAGGUCCAGAGAACGAGAUAGAUCAAAACAUAAACCAAAACCAACAAAUGAGCGACCAGUAAUUACAGAAGCAGAUCUUCAAGGUAAAACACCAGAAGAGCAAGAGAUGAUGAGAAUAAUGGGAUUUUGUGAUUUUGAUACUACUAAAGGAAAGAAAGUGGAAGGCAACGAUGUAGGCGCAGUUCAUGUCAUCUUGAAAAGGAAAUAUAGGCAAUAUAUGAAUAGAAAGGGUGGAUUCAAUAGGCCUUUGGAUUUUGUCGCAUAAUUCAUAGUGCAUCUUUAAAAUUACAGUUGUUUUAUUUUGUAAGAUAACAUGGAUAAUUUAUAUUUAGAAGAUAUAAUAAAACAAUUACUAAUAUUAUUAAUAUGUAAUGAUCGAAGUGUGAUUGACAAACACGUCAUUGUAAGAAUAGUAUGUUUAUAUAUAAUAAAAUGCAAAUUUUUAUAUAUAA